AGCUGACAUGGACAGAAUGAGGAGGGGCGUCUCACUGGUCUUAGAAAGAAGAGCUCAGAAAGCUGGGGUGUCACAAGGGAGUUGGAAGAGUGAAACGUUCUUACGUGAAAUGUAUAUGGAAGAAGCAACAUUUACAGGAACUGAGAUGUUGUUACAAAUAUCUUCAUGGAAGAGUUCACGUGGGAGUUGUAGAGGCAGGUGGUGUAAAAAGUCUUGCAGAAAGUGGUUAGGAAUCAUUCAUUUCAUGAGGAAGUGGUCUCCAGGGAAUUAGUUUCUAGUAGUGUAUGCACAGAAAAUUGGCUGAGUCUCAGAGGAGCAUCUGGAGGCAGAUGUCUCAGGAGAGCAUAGCAGGGAAGGAUGCUACCAGUAGUCUUUACAAACUACCUGGCUUGUUCCAUAGCUCCUUCUCCAAGACAGGAGAGGAAAAGUUAGCUUCUCUAAUGUGUAUUUACAUUUGUUUUUUUCUAUAUGGAAUAUGAUUUGGCGGUCUUUUACACACUUAAUUCUUCUAUUCUGCCUAUGGAGAUAGUACUUCAAACAGACUGCAAUUCAAGCACCAAUGCUGCACAGCUGUUAAUAAGUAGGAAAUUAACUGUUUCUGCAAUAUAUAAGGCUUACCCGACUUCUGAGUCACUACCUGAAAACCACAGGCAAAGAAUUUCUUCUCAGAGGUUGAGACGGGAAAGACAAAUGUCUUGGAUAUCUCUUGUAUCCUAAAUUAUUCUAAUUAGAUUUGCCUAGUGGCCUGCAGGGAAAUUCAGGUCUUUCCUCAUGGAACCAUAAUAGAAUAGAAAAGUUUCUUUUCCUAGGUUUUGCUUAGGAGAGAAAGAAAGAAUAAAAAUAAUAGGAAAGCUAAAAUAUGGUAACAUAUUCAAAGUUGAUUAUAGUUGUAACACAGUGAUUGACUUAGUCAUCACUAAGUUUGGUUUUUCUAUAAGUAAUAAGUGAACUCUGGUACAUAUUUUCUCACAAGUUACUGAGUAAUGCUAUGUAUGCAGGAUAUUCAUAGCAUUGAUGAAUCCUACUACCUGGGUGUUAGAGUAACAGCUGAAAAAAUUUAUGAAAAAGGGCUUUAAGAUAAAUGUAUCUUUCUUACAAAUGUUAUAUAUAUUCUGCAUAAACCCUAGCAUUUCGGUGUACUGAAGAGUGUGUAAGCCUUCUGGUUGGUCUGAACAAUUCUUAUUCUAGGACGUUAUCACUAGGACUUACUAUUUUUCCUCUUUGUGUAGUUGCACCAACUGUUUGUUACAGCACACUGCUUUCUGCAUUAUGGUGCGAGCUUCCACCUCGUUUUCAGUCUCUAUAGCAACACUGUUUCUCAGCAACUGGGAGACGCUUUGUAAAGACCCCUCAAUUUAGAAAUAUUGCACUCCAACCAUAAGAAAAAAUUGCUUUGAAACAAAGAUCAAAGAAGUUUUAUCUUUAAUAAUUCAGGAUAUUUAUUACUAAUUAAUUAGUAUUCUCUGUUUUGACUGCUUAGACAAUUACCUGAUACUUUGAUCUGGGCCUUUGCCAGGCAUUUGUUGUGAACAGCAUUCAUUUAAAAGCAAAAUGUUUAGAACUGUGUCUUGAAGUCAACUUUUAAAUGCUAUAAAACUACUGGACUUUUCUGGCAGUGUCAUCUGACUUCUGGGCCUUUAGUAAGUAGCUGAGAGAAAGGUAAGUGCUGUUACUGUAUUUAAGAGGAGACUGUAAUUUCAGCCUUUGAACAUAACAUAGAAUGUUUUCACCCUUCACGGGAAACAAAAGUAAUUGUAGUUUGUUUUAUGCAUAUUUAAAAUGUUGAUCAUAUGUUGUCUGAUUUCAAAAGAAGGCAGGCCUCUGUGAUCAAGUCAGUUAAUCUAUUGGGAGAUUUCUGCCUUACUUAAUCUGUUUUGUCUUUCUCUGUACUUUAUUAUGUAACAUGCUUACAAUGCAUUUUAUUUGCUAAAGUACAUAUUCUGAGAACCUGUAUAGGCAAACAAAAUACAUGUAAGUAAUCAAACAUGUUACUCUUCUUGCACUUUCCAAUAGGAUUCAAGAAUAAGGCUACUCUUGUUCUGCAUAUGAGACUAUUUGUGUUAAUGGUAUCGGGGUUUACAACUGUAAAAAAAUAUUUCCUGUACAUUUGUGAUAAUUUUAAAAUUCUUUUUUGUUUUGUGGAAGUGUUUUUAAUUAUUAAUAAAGGGGUCAUGUAGCUGAAAUACAACACACUGACUGAAAUAGUGUAUCAAUGAGCAGAGUUAGUUGAGAUUUGCUGGCAGGCAGAUACUGCUUCUACUUUCAUAUUAUGUUCAUUAUAAAGUAGAUGUGCUAACAUUGAAGUAGAUCCUGUUCAUUUCACCCAAGCACUCCUACUGCAGUCAAGAUGUGGUCUCUCCAUAGAGUUUUGUAUAUAAAAAUGUAGAGUGUACAUAUGUUAAUAAUGCCUUUCAUAACUUUUUGGAGGGAGGGUUCAUGGGUAUGAUGUUAUGAUGUUGCACAAUGACAGCCAGUUUGGUAAAACACAUAAACACAUACUUAACUUUGAGACCACAAAUACCCUAGUACAAGAGUAUAGUGUGUUUAUCCAUCUGGGUAAUUUAAAGGUUAGACAUUACACUGUACUGGAUAGAGAGCUUGUCAUCUUACAGUAAGUAUCAAGUACUAAUAGAUUAUGCAUGCUGUCUAACUCGGUGAAGUCAGUGGAUCUGUUCUUAUUUGAGUGAGCAAAUUCUAAUGAGUGAGUUCUAAUUUAAGUGAGUUUAACCUGUGUAUUUUUACAUUCAUCCUUUUGCUUUACUUUAUGUACCUUUGGUGGAAAGAAAAAAAGGAGGAAAACAUGAGACAAGCUGUGUGUUUAACGCCUAAUGCCAUCUGUUCAUUUCAAAUGGAUCCAGACUUGCAGGAGGCUUUCAAUGAUGUUCAGAGCUCCGUCUACAGAACAGCCCUAAAACUACGCUCAGUACAAAGUCUGUGCCAGUUGGAUUUGAUUGAUGUUUCUCUGGUUCAGCACAUCCUAUCAAGUGAACAGAGCCAGAGGGAAAAGCAGAUUUCUCUGAAAGUGCAGCAGAUCUCUGGAAUGCUGACAAAACUGUUCCAAAGGGUGAGAUUAGAAAAACCAGGCCAGGUAGAUCCAAGAGCUGCUGGAUUCACAUUGAGCCUGCUAGCUGCCAUAUAUGACAGAUCUGGAACAGGUUAUAUCAAAACUAGAUCUGCUGCAGCUGCCCUAAUUGCCCUUUCAGGAGACACUCUACUGGCUAAAUACAGAGCUUUCUUCCAGUUUUAUGCUGUCCCUGAUGGGAAGGCAGCCUUGAUUACCCGUAGUGCCCUGAGAAGCCUACUAACAGACUUAAACAAGAUCCCAGCCAUUGUGGGAGAAAGCUGCACUCUGUCUUGUGUGGAAAUUGCGACUCACAGCUGUUUCCAUGGGGUUCUGAAUUCAGCAAUUGUUGAAGAAAAAUUCCUCUCUUGGCUGAGAUCGGAGCCUGCUGUUCUCCUGUGGCUCCCUACAUGUUACAGAUUAUCAGCCACAGAAAUGGUUUCUCACCAAGCUAGGUGUAGAGUCUGCAAAAUUUUCCCCAUUACAGGCCUCAGGUAUCGCUGUCUGAAGUGCUUCAAUUUUGACCUUUGCCAAGUCUGCUUUUUCACUGGUCGUCUCCCCAAACCACAUAAGAGGUCACAUCCUGUUGUGGAACACUGUGUGCAGAUGUCAGCAAAGGCGAAUGCAAAGCACUUUCUCCGCACCAUCAGGAACAACUUGUUUCAAGAGCGCUGCAGAAGAAAGGAGGCUCAGAGAAGGAGGGCUCUGGAGGUAGUGGAGGAGAGGCACUUCUCUACUCACAAAAAGACUUUUCCCCCUGCAGAAUUUAGUGCUUCACCACUACCUGGCCCUGAAAACCUGUGUUUCCCAGUGGAUAGACCUGUCCUGAAGUCACCCAAGUUCAUAUCUGAAAACAGAACUGUAAUGCAGAAGAGUGAGAGUAGCAGCAAGACACCAGAGCAAGGCAAGACAAAAGCUCAGGCAAUAGCCUCUUUUGAAGCAGAUGUGUUAAAAAUGCACAAAUCCAUCAGAAGCAUUUACAAUGAGAACAGGUACAUGAAGAAGCAGUUCAAUAAAUGGAAGGACAAAAUGCAGUUUCUUCACAACUUCCAGGAAGACAAAAGCUGCAAAAUAGAGGCAAAGCUCCAAAGCCUGAGAGCAAGCCAUGAAAACCUGCAAAUGAAGCUGCAGCAAAUGAAGCAAGAAGUAAAGACAAUGUUACAGUCAUCAGAGCAUCCUUUUGCACAGUGUCAGAAUACGAUGCCAAGAAAUCCACAUGUCCUGCUGGAAAGGAGAAUGCAGGGUGGAUUAAAUCCUGCCCAAAUAAAGCCUACUGCCAGAACAUGUGCAGACUGGAAAUCUUGGAAUUCCCCCAACUCUGCAAAUAGAUUACAGCUUUUACAGACAUCUGAGGUUCCCAUUGCAGUGGACUUCAUGUUCUCAGAAGACCCACUGGAGUCAGUGUCCCUGCAGAGCAACAGACCUUUUAUGGGACAGUAUAAAAAAGCAAAAGAGAAUCAAACAUAUCUGCCUGAAUUGACAGAAAACUCCUUCGGUGGCAUCAUGAGGAAUACAGUUCUUACUCCCACUGCAGUGCAGAUACCACCUGAUGAGAAGGAAGUCAGUGAGGAAGUAGAACUGCAGCAGCUAGUGAUGAAACUGAAGGAAGCAUUGUCUCUCCAAGCCCAACCAGCUCAACAGUCUACUUUGCAGCAGGAGUUCUUCUCUAAAGCUGAAGAUGUUUGCAGAUCCUUUUCUGACCUCAUCAACCAAGUAACUUCAAGCUUGUAAAUGAUGGAAACUACUAUUCACCUUACAGCUUCACUGAACUAUUGA
Molecule: messenger RNA, 4837 nt
Organism: Harpia harpyja (harpy eagle)
Lineage: Eukaryota; Metazoa; Chordata; Aves; Accipitriformes; Accipitridae
Gene: DYTN
Product: dystrotelin
Biological process (GO): synaptic signaling
Cellular component (GO): plasma membrane
Molecular function (GO): zinc ion binding
Source: RefSeq, a predicted model, not a curated record